UAGCUGGGGCUUCUAGUCAUUGCUAACAUGCAAAUAAUAAAUGCUGUCUUGCACUCAGAGUCACCAGCUGGGGAAUGCAAGUUGAGUGGUGGAGGGAUAACAAUGUUUGCAGCUAACCAAUCUGUGCAAUCUGGAUGCAAAUACUGUGACAGCUGCUUGAUUUGCUGCUCUCCUUGAUGGUGUCUCUUAGUCCCAAUGAUCUACUUCUUGAACUUCAUCCUGACCAGGAGCACCACUGGGCGUUCAGAGAGGACUGAGCCCACAGAGGUUACAUGAGAGGUGCUGCAGAGAGGAGAACAGAGAAUAACGAUACAGCGUUGUGGUUUCCAAGAUCCCUGGAGUGCAGACGAUGGGCUCCUGGAGCACUCUUUUUCCUGUCACUGAGUUCACACAGCCUCAGACAAACAGCUCUGUUUGUGAGAUCCAAGAUGGCUUCCUUGCAGUGACCCUCCCUGUGAUGUAUUCCCUCAUCUUCAUCAUCAGCCUGCUCAGCAACAUGCUGGCCCUCUGGGUGUUCUGGUACCACACGCAGAGAAAGACCUCCAUCACAGUGUACAUGAGGAACCUGGCUUUGUCAGACCUCCUGCUCUCCCUCUGCUUACCCUUCCGGGUGGCCUAUCAAAACCACAGUGGCCCUUUGAUCCUCUGCACGGUAGUUGGUGCUUUCUUCUACCUCAACAUGUACGUCAGCAUCAUGUUCCUCAGCCUGAUCAGCCUGGACCGCUACCUGAAGAUCAUUCGGCCUCUCCAGCAGUUUAAAAUUCACACCUUGCCUUGCAGCACAGUAGCUGCAAGGGUGGUUUGGCUGGCCUAUGCCAUUUUCACGCUGCCUUUCUUUUUCGAGACUAGGGAAAAAAGGCCUUGUGCCAACAAGUGCUUCCACUUCAGGAGCAAACGCCCACUGGGGGCAGCCCUCAACAUGGUCGCCGUGGCCACCUUCUUCAUUGAUCUGCUGCUUUUCCUCUAUUUUUAUGGCAAGAUAUCUGCCAAGCUCCACGACGUCUCCUCAGGGAAAGUUCAGCAGCAGAGCAGAAGGACAAGCAGCAGGGCCAUCACAAAGACCUUUGUGGUCCUAGUCAUCUUCACUGUGUGCUUUGCCCCCUAUCACUUUGUCCGCGUGCCAUACAUCCUGGCUCAGCUGGAUGUCAUCUCAAGCAUACAGUGGAAGCAGGCUCUCCACAUCACCAAUGAGCUUGUUCUGUGCAUCUCGGCCCUCAACAGCUGCUUGGACCCUGUGAUUUUCUUUUUCUUGUCCAGCAACUUCAGGAAAGCAGUAUUAUGUACCAUCCAAGGCAAGCUGAAGAGAGCUCUUCUGAGGAAUCAGGGGGCUCUAAACCACAGUAAAUCCAUCACAGAACCAGGGAUGGAUUAAAGAAUUUUGAGGCCCUGUGCACUAGGAAGCUUGGCCUGCCCACAUCUUCCUUAAACUAGACAGAGCAUGUGAUCUGCAG
Molecule: messenger RNA, 1451 nt
Organism: Gopherus flavomarginatus (Mexican gopher tortoise)
Lineage: Eukaryota; Metazoa; Chordata; Testudines; Testudinidae
Product: probable G-protein coupled receptor 34
Exons: 2
Coding region: 350-1372 (340 amino acids)
Biological process (GO): G protein-coupled receptor signaling pathway
Cellular component (GO): membrane
Molecular function (GO): G protein-coupled purinergic nucleotide receptor activity
Source: RefSeq, a predicted model, not a curated record